UUGCAUAUGGUUGCAUGCAUGUUUGUUGUUGUGAACGAUGGUAUGUUCAGAUAAGAGAGUAAAUUUGUUGAUACUUUAACAUUUAACUGGUAGAAAUGGGUAAUCAAGUGACACGUACUGGACAUCCAUCUAACAAAAAAACUGAUACUGUCGUGCAUGCCGGUGAUAAUACAAAUGCAAGCAACCUUUCGAAAAGUUCUUCAGGAACUGAAUUAGAAAGUAAUUCGCAUAUGCAAUUCUUUCCUAUUGAAAGUUUAGCAAAGAUUCUAUCUCAUUUAACUCAUGAACAGGAACGUAUAAAUGGUAUUACAAUAUCUAUAUUUCAACGUUAUCUUUUCCCUAAUUAUCCAGAGUUAGGUGAAAAGUUAUUUAAUUAUCUCUAUCAUGCUGCCAAUGUUAGUACUUCAUACUUAAGUGUUAAUUCUUUUAAGCAACAAGCAGAGAAGUUUCUCUCUGUAAUGAAUGAUCAAACUGUAUUAGAGAAUUAUGUGAAAAUGUAUUCUAAUAUAAAAGAAGAUGGAAGUGUAAGUCCUGAAGGAUUAAAGGCUUUAUUGAACAUUUCUUACAAUAUUGCUAUGGAUAAUAGUGGAACUUCUUCCUGUAUCUAUAUAGGUCAAAUAAUAAAUGCAGCUGUUGUAUCAUGUUUUCAUGGUAAAUAUGCUUUGUCUGUGAGUUAUGUGAGCAAUUGGAUCUGGCAACAUUGUCCACGUAUAAUAUAUGGCCCUCAUCGCUAUAUAAUACAUGUGUUGACAACUGCUUACCGAAAUGGUAAAGCACUUUUGUCCAAAGAACAACCACAACCACGUUUGGAAAUACCAACACCCAUAUUAGAACAACCAGAUUCCUUAUGCUUCCCUAAAACUUUGUUACCCGAGAGCUAUGUGUGGUUAUUAUCAAGUACAUUAUCUGAAUGUUAUCUUCAGGCAGAUGAUUUACCAAAAGAUGUAACUCAUGCUCUCAUAGCUAAAAGAAUGGGGAAUGUGUGUCCUAGACACUGGACAUUGUUGUACAAUAGCUCAGAACAUGGUACAGGAGCUAAUCGUUUUCUUCACCAUGUAUUAGGAUACAGAGGUCCCACUCUCUUAUUUAUACGAGCUGUUAGUCCAGAUGUAGAUACUGUGUGUCCCACAUAUUGCAUAUGCUCAGCAGUAGAAUGGCGUGAGAGUCAUCUUUAUUGGGGUGAUGAAGAUUCAAUGGGUAUUGAACUGUUUCCUUCAUACAGAGUUAUUGAAAGAGGAGCUAAAGUAUUAUACUUGAAUACCAACAUCAGAGGAUAUCCUCAUGGAUUACGAUUUGGAAGUAAUCCCCGUUCGCCGUAUAUUAGUAUAGAUGAAUCAUUCCAUUCAGUUAGUAUUGCAGGUGCACCAUAUCCAAUUGCUAGUUUAGAAGUUUGGGGUUGUGGAGACACGAAAUUAAGGGAACGUCAAUUGGAAAUCAAAAAAUGGCAAGUGAAGGAAGCGGAAAAGCAAAGAAUUGUUAAAUUAAGCGCUAGCGACUGGAUAGAUCAUCCUGAUCGUUACUUACUUGAAUUGGCAGGUAGAGCAUCCUAUAAUGAAUCAAACAAAUAAUCCUAAUAUAUUACUGUAUUAUAGCACAAAAUUAAUUCAAGAUUCUAGUAGAUUAUUUGUAUAUAUGUAUAUAUUAUCAAACAUACUGUUGCUCGAAAAUGUACUUAUACUGUAUGUGUAAGAUCAC
This is a messenger RNA of Eufriesea mexicana, 1695 nucleotides long. RefSeq lists its product as uncharacterized. The record is from RefSeq and is a predicted model, not a curated record. Lineage: Eukaryota; Metazoa; Arthropoda; Insecta; Hymenoptera; Apidae. The coding region runs from base 96 to 1568 and encodes 490 amino acids. The transcript is spliced from 5 exons.